This is a messenger RNA of Miscanthus lutarioriparius, 789 nucleotides long. The record is from the annotation of a GenBank genome assembly. Lineage: Eukaryota; Viridiplantae; Streptophyta; Magnoliopsida; Poales; Poaceae.
AUGGAAAUUGAUUUGAAUUUGGGAUUUACAAAGAAGAACACACGUUACCUGGAAACAAGCAAGCAUAUACGGUGGGAUACUACUCGCCCUGACGGAGUCAGGGGAGAACUCGACUCCAGGGCUCGCUGUACGCUGCCAGGGAGCCAAGCGUGGGGCAGAAAAGCGGUGCCCAUGUGUGAGGCGAAGCUGCCACCAAGCGACAUGGCGACCGCGCCUAGUGCUGCGGCGGCCGACGACGUCCGUGGCCUAGCCAGAGGCGAGGAUGGAGGCAUAAAUAUUAAAAUCUGUUGGAUCUGGACGGAGGUAGGAAGGGAUCGAGCUAUGGAAGAGGAAAGGGCGCACCUUGUCGAUUUGCUCGUUCCUCAUCGGGCUCGAAGCUCGCAAGGGGGCGUGGUGGCUCGGCCUCCUGCCUGCUGUCGACGGGAUUUGAGGGUGCUCUGCCUCCUACCUGCUGCCAGUCCGGCCACCUUGCCUGCGGUCGACCGGAUCUCCGCCACCUACUCAGUUCGCCUCUCGAGGCCACAACAGCGCAUCGUGGAUGUGGUGCCGCCGGCGCUCCUUAACGUCGAGAGCAAGGUGGCCUUCCUGAUCUCCGACGAUGGGAGAACGUUGUUGACUCCACGAGCUCGCCGGCGCUGCAACUCACUCGACCGCUUGGGAGCCUUCAACGCGGCCACGAUAGGUGCCCGGAGCCGCCACCAUCGCCGCUCGUUGACCGUGGCUAUCCUCAGAGGAGACCGCAGCGUAGAAGGUGGGCUCGUGGCGGAGGGGGCAGUGAGCUGGGCGUAA